AUGUUGCUGAUGGAUUUUUUUACCAGAAGUGGUUUUCCUGGUGUGGUUGGUGCUGUGGAUGGGACACACAUACCUAUCCCUGGGCCUUCUUCACACAGAGACUCCUAUAUUAACAGGAAAAGUUUUCCAAGUAUACAGCUACAGGCAGAUUGUGAUAGUAACCUUGUCUUCCGAGACGUAUAUGCCGGUUGGCCAGGCUCAGUUCAUGAUGCCCGAGUCUGGAGAAACUGUCCUUUAAGCCAGAUUCUUCCAUCACUGCCACCAAACCAGCAACUCCUGGGACACUCAGCCUAUCCCCUGUCUGUAAACUUGCUGGUGCCAUUUCGUGACAAUGGGCAUCUAAGUUGCAUUGAAAAGAAGUACAACAAGAGUCACUCCUCAACAAGAGUUGACAUUGAACGUGCAUUUGGCCUCCUUAAGUGUAAAUUUAGGAGAUUACAAUUUCUUGACAUGCACCUGUUCAAUGAAAUACCAAAUGUUAUUGUAGCAUGCUGUGUGCUACAUAAUUUCAUUUUACUGAAUGAAUCUUUUGACGGUGAGGAGUUUGAUAUGCCAGAUGAUACUUCCUGUCCACUAGCUGAUGACAAAUAUUCAGGACAAGUUGCCUUUGACAAACGUCUUGAGAUUGCAAACUUGUUGGUGUGA
Messenger RNA from Pecten maximus, 645 nucleotides. RefSeq names its product putative nuclease HARBI1. Bases 1 to 645 code for a protein of 214 amino acids. The record is from RefSeq and is a predicted model, not a curated record. Lineage: Eukaryota; Metazoa; Mollusca; Bivalvia; Pectinida; Pectinidae. The transcript has a single exon.